Alternaria viburni is the source of this 4581-nucleotide messenger RNA. RefSeq lists its product as uncharacterized. The transcript is spliced from 7 exons. Gene Ontology annotation, molecular function: actin binding. The record is from RefSeq and is a predicted model, not a curated record. Gene Ontology annotation, cellular component: endosome; cytoplasm; HOPS complex. The coding region runs from base 1 to 4581 and encodes 1526 amino acids. Lineage: Eukaryota; Fungi; Ascomycota; Dothideomycetes; Pleosporales; Pleosporaceae. Gene Ontology annotation, biological process: carbohydrate metabolic process; vacuole fusion, non-autophagic; endosomal transport.
AUGUCCAAGCCAACAGCCAACUGGGAAAAGGUCGGCGACAAGUUCUACAGGAAGGUGCAGCUCUACCAGGCUGUCUUCGACGCGGAUCUCGAGCUCGAGAACUACAAUGUGGUGGGGGCGCCGUAUAGCGGUGCUGUAGCCGUCUACCGCGAUGAAGAGAAGCUGCAUACCUACCGUGGUCCCGGCGCGUCCAAAUCGAGCAUCGACAUCUACAGCUGCGCGGGCAAGCUGAUUCGUAGCAUCAACUGGGACAAAGGCACAAUCAAGGGCCUGGGAUGGUCGGAAGACGAAAAGCUGCUGGUCAUCACCUCGGACGGAACGGUGCGCUGCUACUACGACCUCCAAGGCGACUUCGUGCCCUUCACCCUCGGCCACGGCGCAGACGAAUACGGCGUACUCUCAUGCAAAUUCUACAACACGGGAUUUGUAGCGCUCCUCGGGAACAACCACCUCAUCUCAGUCACCUCGUACGCCGAACCGCGCCCCAAACUCCUCGCUAUACCGCCGACUGAACCCGUCAUAUCAUGGAGCAUCAUACCACCUGCCUACUCGCUAUCGCGAUCGGUGGAAGUCAUACUAGCGAUUGGGUCUACGCUGUAUGUCGUCGAUGCGACUGAGGCAGAAGAUCGCAACUUCGAUGCCGGACCGUUCAGGCACAUCAGCGUCAGUCCGCGCGCGGAGUUCCUAGCCUUCUACACAGAGGAUGGAAAGGUGUGGGUUGUCAGCGGCGACUGGAAUGACAAGCUCAGCGAGUACGACAGCAAGAUCAAGACAGUGCCGAAAGACAUGGAAUGGUGCGGCUCGAACGCCGUCGCGUUAGCCUGGGAAGACGAAGUACACCUGAUCGGCCCUCGAAGUGCCGCGACUAAGUUCUACUACGACACCUGGGUGCAUCUCUUGCCGGACGUCGAUGGCAUACGGCUCCUCACGAACGACGUCUGCGAAUUCAUACAAAAGGUGCCGGAUGAGGCGGUGGAUGUCUUCAGGCUGGGCUCCGACUCGCCUGCUGCAAACUUAUUGGAAGCGUCCUCGCUCCUAGAACAGAAGAGCCCAAAGGCCGACGACCUCAUACAGCUGAUACGACCGAGUCUGGGAGAGGCGGUGGACACAUGCAUCAAGGCCGCUGCGCAUGAGUACAACAUCCACUGGCAAAAGUCGCUGCUGAAAGCAGCUUCGUACGGAAAGUCAGUGCUGGACCUGUACUCGUCUGACGAUUUUGUCGACACGUGCGACACACUACGAGUUCUGAACGCUGUGCGCUUCUAUGAGGUUGGCCUGCCGCUCAGUUACGACCAGUAUCGCCGCAUGACGCCUGAGAAGCUCGUUGAGCGUCUCACGAACCGCAGCGAAUACCUUCUUGCAUUGCGCAUAGCCGAGUAUCUGCAUCUGCCAGCAAACCAGAUUCACGGACACUGGGCGCAACAGAAGGUGCGCGUCUCGACGGACCCAGAAGAGGAGAUUUGCAGUCUUAUAGUUAAGAAACUGCAUGGCAAGCCUGGUGUCUCAUUCGAAGAGAUCGCACGGGCGGCCUACGAUGAAGGUCGCGUGCGACUGGCGACGGAGCUUCUCAAUUACGAACCCAGAGCUGGCAAGCAAGUACCGCUACUACUCAACAUGAAGGAAGACAACAUUGCGCUCGACAAGGCGAUCGAGUCGGGCGAUACCGAUCUCAUCUUCCACGUUCUCCUACACCUACGCAAGAAGCUACCUCUUGCCUCCUUCUUCCGCGUCAUCAACAGCCGUCCGGUCGCCACAGCUCUGGUCGAGUCGUCAGCCUGGGACCAAGACCGUGAGCUACUGAAAGAUCUCUACUACCAAGACGACAGGAGACUCGACGGCUCGAACCUCUUACUAUCCGAAGCAAUCGCACAGGAAAGCCAUCCAGCCCAGCAAGACAAGUUGAAACUAGCGUCAAAGUACCUCCAAGAUUCACGCGACAGCGCGGCCGUCUUCCAGCGCCAAGCUAUAGACGAUGCUGCCAAACUGCUCCGUCUCCAACACCAGUUCGAAACAGACCUCAACGGACCGAGAGACCCAACACCCGCAGGUGCGCUACCAGGUCAAACAUACAUCGGUCUCUCAGCAAACGAGACAAUCUUUCAACUCAUCCGCCAAGGCCACUAUAAGCGCGCCCAAAAGGUGCAGUCAGAGUUCAAGAUCAACGACAAAACAUACACAUACAUCCGCCUCCGCGCCCUCGUCGCAGCGCGGCACUGGAACGAGCUCGAGGAAUUUGCAAAGCAAAAGAAGAGCCCGAUUGGCUGGGAGCCUUUCUUCAACGAGGUCCUUGGUGCGGGAAACACCAGAGUAGCGAGUGUCUUUAUCCCCAAGUGCACAACGCUGACGGUGCCGGAGAGGGUCGACAUGUGGAUCAAGUGUGGGUUGAUGGUCAAGGCGGGUGAAGAGGCGUUUAAAGCCAAGGAUAGGGAGCUGUUGCAACAGAUUAGGGAUAAGGCCGAUGGGAGUACGGCGAUGGAAUUGGAGAGGUUGUUAGGGAUGCUGCCGCAGGGGAAGAGAUACCCGGAUUCGAUCGACAUAUACGCAAACAUGAGGUUCUUCAACUCUCUAGUCAGCUUCGCGGCUGUCGUACCUGUCGCGCUCGCAUCGAUACCUUACUCGCAAUACAUCCUCGCGCCCAAAUCACGAACCCUCCAUCCCAUCUCCGUACACAGCACUAACGGCUCCGUCACCCACCCCGAGAGCCUUACCAGCGCGAAUGGCAGUUCCGUCUUCACCGGCGAAGCAGCAACAGCGUACGACUUCGGCAUCAACAUCGCGGGUCUCGUCACCGUAACAAUCGGCUCUGUUAACUCGUCCUCCGAAUACAUCGGCGUCACCUUCUCCGAAAGUUCGUUAUGGGUCAGCAAUUGGAGCAGCGACGCGACGGCCGAUGCAGGAAAGGACGAGACGCUCUGGUUCCAUGUUAAUGGUACUGGGCGGUAUACAGCGCCGAAGGAGAAGGUGAGGGGUGGGUUUAGGUACAUGACGUUGGUGCAUAAUGGGACUGGGAGUGUAGAGGUGGCAGGCGCGGAGGUACAUUAUACUGCUAUGCCGCAUUGGGAGGGGGAUGCGUUGGGGAAUUAUACGGGAUAUUUCCAUUGCGACGAUGAGCUGCUCAAUCGCGUAUGGUAUGCCGGAGCGUACACGAACCAGAUCUGUACGAUUGAACCAGACACCGGCAAUGCGCUUGUUCAUCUGCGCGAAGAAGGUUUCUCGAGUGAGGACGACCAGUCGCCGGUUAAUGUUACUUGGUAUAACAACUAUACCAUUACCAGUGGCAAGAGUGCGCUGGUUGAUGGUGCAAAGAGGGAUAGACUUGUUUGGGCUGGCGACAUGGCGAUAGCAGUCCCCGGUGUCGUGGUAUCGACAAACGAUGUCAUUUCCAUUGAGAAUGCAUUGGACUCGCUCUUCGAGGUACAGAACGCGACGAAUGGUCUACUCCCAUAUGCCGGAAGGCCUUUCCCUCCCCAGGCGAUAUCGUUCACGUACCACCUAUACACUCUGAUCGGUGUCGCUGACCACUUCCUCUACACUGGCGACAUGGACUACCUCAAAUCUCUAUGGGACAAAUACAAAUUUGCCCUCUCCUUCUCCCUCUCCAACAUCGACUCCAGCGGCCUCAUGAACGUAACUGCGCCCAACGACUGGCUCCGCUUCGGCAUGGGCGGCCACAAUAUCGAAGCAAACGCCAUCCUGUACUACACCAUCAAUCAGGGCAUCUACCUCGCCUCAGCUUUGAACGACACAGCCAACAUUUCUUCCUGGCAAGAAACAGCUGAUGGUAUCAAGACCGCCGCCAAUGAACUUCUCUGGGAUGAGCAAGAGGGCAUGUACCGCGACAACGAAACCACAACGCUCAUGCCCCAGGACGGAAACGCCUGGGCCGUCGUCGCAAACCUCACAGUGAACAGCACACAGACGAGUAUGAUCUCACAGAAUUUGGUCUCGCGAUGGACGCCGUACGGUGCCCCUGCCCCCGAAGCCGCAGACGCCAUCUCACCCUUCAUCUCCGGCUUUGAACUGCAAUCCCACUUCCUCGCACAGAACACAACCGCUGCGUUGGAGUUGAUGCGUCUACAAUGGGGCUUCAUGCUCGACGACCCUCGCAUGACAAACUCAACCUUCAUCGAAGGAUACAGCACGACUGGCGAACUCCACUACGCGCCCUACAACAACGACGCACGCAUCAGCCACGCCCACGGAUGGGCAACAGGACCGACAUCCAGCCUCACACAAUAUGUCGCCGGUGUACAGUUACUCACUGCUGGCGGAGCAACAUGGCGUAUUGCGCCUUCGCUCGGCGAUCUCAAGUUUGCGGAUGCGGGCUUCAGGACGAGUUUGGGUUUCUUUGGCGCCAGGACACAGGUGUUGGAUGGUAGCAUAAUGUUGGACUUUGAGGCGCCGGAGGGGACGGUGGGAGAGGUUAGGAUGCCGGUGAUGGAAUGUGCGGGACGGGUGGUCAUGAGUGGAAUGGAGGGGCUGAGUGGGGAUGUUGUUGUUGAGGUUAUGGCUGGGCAGGGGGAUGUGGAUGUCAAGGAUGUCAAGGGUGGGAGGUGGACGGCUACGUUUAGGUGUACUUGA